Messenger RNA from Mycena citricolor, 898 nucleotides. The record is from the annotation of a GenBank genome assembly. NCBI's taxonomy places the organism in Eukaryota, Fungi, Basidiomycota, Agaricomycetes, Agaricales, Mycenaceae.
GAAGUGAAAUGUAAGAAUCGCGAGGAUCCACCGGUUGAUGGAUGCGGAGGGGGAUAGAUCGGGAUUGAUUGCGGAUGCCAAUGACAUGUAGUUUCCACGAGCGGAGCGCACGGUAUAGACCAUACAACUCAAGCUUCGGUUGUGAAAAACGGGACUCGCGGUCGUUCAAGGUAAUGGAGCCAAAUCUGGCGUAGAAGCGGCGUGACAGGAGCUCGGGAUCGCAUUGUGCGAGGAGGAACCCCACGGCUAUGUAGGAGGUGUCGACGGAAAGAAUGACAGGGGCAGUGGAGCGGUAGUCAAGAGGUCGAAGUGCAGGACCAAAGACGAAAGAGACCUCUUUUCGAUGCCGAGGAAGGCACGGACGUCUGAUAAAUUCUGACAUGGUCCCCAGUUUGCGAUCUUUGCGACUCGGUCUGGGUCGGGAAUGCGACCUGCUGGGGUACAGACGUGUCCUAGGACUGCGAUCUGUUCUGCGCAUAGAAUUGCUUUGGGACCGGAGAACGUGCCUCCGCAAUACUUCAUUCGCUGAACGAUGCGGUUUAGGUUCUGGAAGUGUUCCCAGACAAAGCGGCGGAUUCCGGUGUUUUCAGGGAUGGUCUCGGGCGAUCCAUCAGCAAGGGGAUAUUGGGACUCGGGGCCUCUAACAGGAACGUCGUCGAUAUAUGGGAUCGUGAACUCUGGGAUUUCUGGCUGGAGGACGAAGGCAGGGUCGUAAGCCGCUGUGCUCCAAAGGGGGUCUGGAACGUGAGAUCAAGGAUACCGCCACAGGCACGGCCUGCGAACUGCUCGGCCAGCUGAUCUGUCAACGGGGGCACGCCGGAGUGCUGAAUGGUAACAGCGUUGAGCGGCUCGAGGCUGUGGACAAGACGCAAGCUAGUGCCAUCUUUCUUGACGACGC